AUGUUGGAGAUUCUACAGACCAUUCAGACCAUUCGUAUUGGUGGAGUCGUUGCAACUUUUCUUUUCAACAAUGGACGUAUUAUAAAAGCAGUGGACAUCUUAAACGAAUGUUUGGUGCUCCUUAACGGUAAAGCCCUAGAGACAGUCAAAGAACUUACCACACCACUUGUUAUCUCUGUAUACCAUAAACUUUUUCAUGGCUAUACUCUCAUCUACGAUCAUACCCGUGCGGUAGAAUGUGGUAAAAAGCUUCACGUGAUACUACACAAUAGUGGCCAAAAAGAAGAAGAGGGGAUGGUAUUACAUGGAAUAGCGAACAUCUACUAUCAAAUAAGCAAAUACAAGGAAGCAAAACAGUUUUACGAGAAGGCACUCGGCAUCACGAUUCAGGUUGGAAACAAUCGCGGAGUUGGAAUAUGUUACCGAAGUCUAGGAAGUGUGUUUCAGUCUAUUGGUCAAUAUACCAAAGCUGAAGAAUACCUUCAAAAAGCACUAGUGAUCAUGAUAGAAAUUGGUGACAAAGAAGGAGAAGCUGCAACUUACGGAAGUCUAGGAAGUGUGUUUAAGUCUGUUGGUCAAUAUACCAAGGCUGAAGGAUACAUUCAAAAAGCACUAGUGAUAAGGAAAGAAAUCGGUGACAAAAAAGGAGAAGCAACAGCUUACGGAAAUCUAGGAACUGUCUUUAGAUCUGUUGGUCGAUAUACCAAGGCUGAAGAAUACCUUCAAAAAGCACUAGUGAUCAGGAAAGAAAUCGGUAACAAAGAAGGAGAAGCUGCAGAUUACGGAAAUCUAGGAACUGUCUUUAGAUCUGUUGGUCAAUAUACCAAGGCUGAAGAAUACCUUCAAAAAGCACUAGUGAUCAGGAAAGAAAUCGGUGACAAAAGGGGAGAAGCUACAGCUUACGGAAAUCUAGGAAGUGUGUUUAGUUCUGUUGGUCAAUAUACCAAGGCUGAAGAAUACCUUCAAACAGCACUAGUGAUCAACAAAGAAAUCGGUGACCAAAACGGCGUAGCAUCAGCUUACGGAAAUCUAGGAAGUGUGUUUCAUUCUGUUGGUCAACAUACCAAGGCUGAAGAAUGCCUUCAAAAGGCACUAGCGAUCUGUAAAGAAAUCGGUGACAAAGCUGGUGUUGGAGCUUUAUACUUACAGCUGGGGAAACUUUGUUCAGAGCUUCAGCUUAAUGCGAAGAGUCAGGAAUUUGCUAAUAAAGCACUGGAGAUAAGUUACGAAAUAGGGGACAUUGAACUGCAGUUUGACAGCCACCUUACCAUUGCUUUAAACGCGUUAGUGGCAGGAGGAAUCACAACUGAGGUUCGGCGAAAUCUUUAUGAGAGCAUUCAGAAGUGCGAAGAAAUGCAUGAUUUUUUAAAAGUGAAAGAUCAAUUCAAAAUUUCAUUUUUUGAUAAGCAUGUGUCCCCUUACCUUCAUCUUUGUGGGUUGUUGAUUGCUAAAGGCAGUUAUUAUGAAGCUCUGUACGUUGCCGAGCUUGGACGGUCCAGGGCACUGACAGACGUACUAUCGGAAACGUACUCUGUGGAUAAAGGGGUAUCAGUCAACCCACAGUCAUGGAUUGGUAUUGAGAACAUCAUGAACAAAAAUUCACUUAGUUCUUGUCUUUUUGUUUUCUGCUUCGAUGAUGAUAUGUGUUUUUGGAUCCUCAAGCCAAACAAAAUAAUAAAUUUUCGACAAAAGACACUUCAAGAAAGUACAGAGAAAUUGUUUGGAAAUCGGAAAUUUGGUGGCUCUCCUGAUUUACGUCAAGACCAAUGCGAAGAUCGAUCAUUGUUUUCAUGUGUAAGUUCCCCACCAUCAUGCAAACCAUCUCAGAGUGACAGCUUCGAAUUUUUGCGUCUUGUAGAAGAAGAGGAAGACGAAAAUCACGACUCUAAACCUUUAACCCUUGCUGAUGGUUACAACAUGAUAGUCGCUCCUGUAGCUGACUUACUCCAACAAUCAGAAAUCAUUAUUGUACCGGAUAACUUGUUGUAUCCAAUUCCUUUUGCUGCUUUAAUGGAUGAUAAUGGAAAGUAUUUAUCGGAUACUUUCAGGAUUCGUAUUGUCCCUUCCUUGACGACUCUUAAGUUGAUUCAGCUCAGUCCAGUAGACUACCAUAGUAAAACCGGUGCACUGAUCGUAGGAGAGUCAGAGGUUAGUGAUGUAUACUACCAAGGAAAACUUCUACAGUUAAACUCAUUGCCUUGGGCCAGAAAGGAAGCAGAGAUGAUUGGGCGACUGCUCGGUGUUCAACCGUUGCUUGGAAGGGAUGCAACUAAGCAGGCAGUCCUGAAAAGCAUGCAUUCAGUAAGUCUCAUUCACUUCGCUGCUCAUGGUUAUGCUGAACGUGGAGAAAUAGCUCUUUCCCCUAUAAGCUCCUGCGGAACUCCAAACGAAGAAGACUACUUAUUGACGAUGGCUGAAAUUUCACAAGUUCGACUAACAGCCAAACUGGUUGUCCUUAGCUGCUGUCAUAGUGCAAGUGGUCAGAUAAAGGCUGAGGGAGUUGUUGGAAUCGCUCGAGCAUUUCUAGCAUCGGGUGCACGCGCCGUGUUGGCGGCACUGUGGGCUGUAGAGGACGAAGCUACCAUGUGGUUUAUGAAUCGUUUUUACGAGCACCUUGUUCAUGGUGAAAGUGCAAGUGAAUCUCUUCACCAGGCCAUGAAGUCGAUGAGAGAGAAUCACUUUUCUGACGUCAUGCAGUGGGCACCCUUUAUGCUGAUUGGAGAUGACGUAGCAUUCAAAGGUUUGUAUUUGAUAUCAAUUUUAGGUUUUUUUAGCUAUUUUCAUUCAAAAUAUGUGAAAUUAAUGUUAGUGACAACGCAUAAUAUUUUGAAAAACAUUGUUGAGGGAGUUAUACUGAGUUUUGUUGGUUUCUUUAUUUAUUGUCUUUUCCAACCCUGUUCAUGGAAGUGAGGCAACUGGAGAGAAGGUCGAAUUUUAUUUUUCGAUUUUCAUGGAAUAUUUAGUAAGGCAUGCUCCGAUCUCAUUCUAAAAUAACUAAAAUGAAAAUGUAGAAAACGAUAGUUGACAUUCCAAAAAAACUUGAGUAAUUGAGAAGAGAAAUAAGUGUCAAACGUACUUUUUCUUUGGGGUGUACCUGAUGAAAGACAAAAACGUAGAAAGAGCGAACAGGAAAAUAAACGCCACCGCCUUCCUUUUCUCAGGCUAAGUCACGUGCUCAUAUUUUUGCACGCCUUUCACCGCGUCAUCCCUACUAUCUAGGAGCCUGGAACAGGCUAUAAAAACGCUGCAUGUAUUUUUUAGUCUUAAAAACAGAUUCAUCUUCAGGGAACCACAGACAGCUCAGAGGGUAUCAGUACUAAUUACCGGAGGGCCAGAGUUUAAAAGCAGACGGAAAGAUUCCUUGGGCACUUAAUCUAGCCCAAGCAGCUGCAGGAGCAUUUAAUUUUCCAACUUCUCUUUUAUGCAGAUAUUUUUUUGGCAAAUAUGCUAAAGGCAACUCCCUUGUCGUUUUCGUGUGUUCUUAAAAGGAGGGUUUUUGUCAUCAAUAGUCUCGUUUAUGAUGCUUGUUUCGAGGAGAAGUCGCAAGAUUUAAUAUUCCCACAAGAAAGUAUUUCAUUCGAUUCAAAUGGGUUUUACAACACGUUUCGCUUUACUUCUCUUUGUGGUCGCGAUUUUGUACCAAAGGAGAUGGCUGAUAUUUUGGGCAACCAUUGGCUGGGCUGUUCGGGCUGCAAGGUAAAGCAUGGUUGGCUUGAUAUCAAUCUCCUGCUUCAAGAUAUAAUCUAAUCAGUAUACAAACAGCAAACGAAGGAAAUUAAAAGAACGUAAAAUAUUCUCAUUGCAUACAUAAUUAGCCCGUGACGCGGGAAUUAAGUAUCUCCUUUAAAUUCCGUCGUGUUUGGCCUUCGCGCUGAUGGCAUGAUACAUUGCAGCCCUUGGUUAAAAUUGCUUUUUUGCCCGCUUCUUGGAUAGUUCAACGGGGUUCGGUGACUAAGAAGUUUCGCCCCUCUCACUUCCCCUGGUGGUAGUUGACAUCGCAUACCUCAUUAUUCGGCAUACAUAUUGUCCUGGCAGUCGCGGUUGAAAGUGAUACAAUACGACUUUAAUGAAUUUUUAGCAUGUAAAUAAUUUCCUCAAAGUGUAAAGGUUUUGCUAUUUGUUUUUCGUUAAAAAAAUCUGUGCUAGAGAUAUUUAGGUAAAACAUUUAGCACAACGAGCAACAGAAGCAUGUUGAGCCAUGGCUAAAAUAAAUCGUACAAAGAAAGGGAACCGUGAUGAUUAGGUUUUCUAUUUGCAGGUGCAUUUGAGAAGAGCAGUUCGAAAGAUGGCGAAGGUGCAACGGAAACAAAGAACUUGUAA
This is a messenger RNA of Porites lobata, 4320 nucleotides long. The record is from the annotation of a GenBank genome assembly. Lineage: Eukaryota; Metazoa; Cnidaria; Anthozoa; Scleractinia; Poritidae.